Spinacia oleracea (spinach) is the source of this 1082-nucleotide messenger RNA. RefSeq lists its product as uncharacterized. The record is from RefSeq and is a predicted model, not a curated record. NCBI's taxonomy places the organism in Eukaryota, Viridiplantae, Streptophyta, Magnoliopsida, Caryophyllales, Amaranthaceae. The transcript has 6 exons. Bases 153 to 1055 code for a protein of 300 amino acids.
CCAGCCAGCAGCCCAGCCCACGCCCAACCCCCCCAGAGCCGCGCACGGCGCCCCCAGCCAGCAGCCCAGGCGGACCACCCACCGGACCGGACUACUCAAUCGUCGAUGUUUUCCACUCCAGAUCUUGUAUGUGAACUCUUCGAUCUUUGAAGAUGUCCAAUCGAGGAGAACAUUCAGCCAUCCGCAGUCGUUUAGGUGCACGUGGAGGUGGUCGUGAAGGUGGUUGUGAAGGUGGUCGUGGAGGUGGCCAUGGAGCUGGUCGUGGAGGUGGCCAUGGAGCUGACCAUGGAGCUGGCCGUGGAGGUACUACACGGGUGACCCAACCCUCACUGGAUACCUACUUUGAUGAUGACGAAACUCAAGGUGAAUACUCUGAAGAGGUGGUACCUGAUUCACAAGUAAAUGAAGAAGCUGAGGAUUCUGGAGUCGUUUGGAUGGCACCGGGUGAACUUUGGUUUGAUCACAGUUCCAUUUCGCGGGAUAUUACUAACGUCAUCCAGAAAUAUUUCAAGAGUCCUUGGACGUGUUAUACCAAAGUUGACAAGGAUACAAAAGAUCAUUGGUUCACUCUGUUCAAGAGGACCUAUAAAUGGUUGCCUGAGUUUGAUCACCUUGCUGUGCGUGAUUACCAUGCAAAUGCAUAUAAACGGGUUAAGUACAUCCACUACCAAAUAACAAGAAAGAGUAAUGGAAGGAAGCCAGAUUGGAUGUCUGAGAAAGUGCAUGCAGAUAUGAUGAAGCACGUGGAUGAUGAUGAAUUCAAGAAAAGAUCUGAGCAGGCUAAGAAAAAUAGAAGAGGGGGUUCAUUAACCAACAAUGUUGAACCAUCACAUUUCCAAGGUUCCAUUUCCACAACUGAGGCUGCAAAGAAAAUGGCAAAGGAAAGUGGAGGUGUGAUGCCUACAGCUGGUGACUUAUAUUUGAAGACACACACGAAGGAAGUACCGGGUAAAGGGAAAGUCCCUUGUAGUAGCAAAGCAAAGCAAAUCAAGGUAACUUACUAUUAUUCAAACAAAGCUUAUGAAACACGUUUUAAGUUUAAAAUCAACCCUUAGUUCGUUUAUUUGAAAAAUGGGAGCGAA